UCUGUAAAAUCUCCAUCUUCAACCUCCUAAAACCCUCACUCCAUUUUCCUAACACUACCAUUCCAUGGCGGCCCUCCAACGCCUACUCUCUCAAACUCGCCGCCACUCUCAACUUUCUCCACUCCCAUGGCUUCGCAGAUCACUCUGCUCUUCUUCUUCUUCUUCUUCGUCACAACCUGAUCCUAACCCUAAUCCUAAUCCCAAUCCAUCGCCAAACGAAACCAGACGCCAAUCUGUAUCUGUUCAACCCGUUUCUUACCCAAUUAAACCCAAAGAUCCAUCUCCAUCUCAAUCUUCACUCCAAGACCCGGUGAACCAUGAACGAUCCGACCCGAAUAUGCAGAACCCACAGCAACAGCGAGCUUGGAGCCGCGAAGACGUUCGGUUCGUGAAGGAUUUCAACCCUUCAUCAGCGGUUAACAGGGUGGCGCCAUUGCCGGAAGAUAAAAGUCAGGAGGAUGUUGAGAGGGCGAAUGAGGAAAUGGAAGCGGAAAGGAGGAGGAUUGAAGCGGAUAAUCGGGUAAUGAGGCGGGUUUUUAGGGUUGAGGAACAACAAACGGUGCCGUUUCCCACUUUGUUGAAGGCGGAGCAGAGGCAGAGUACAAACCAAAAGGUUGUUCAUGAUCUUAAGGAGGCUGUGCAGCUUGUAAAGGCAAAUGCAAAGCGUAAUUUUGAUGAGACCUUGGAAGCACAUGUAAAAUUAGCUGUUGAUCUGCGUCGUACUGAUUUGAAACUUACUGGCUCGUUAUCUCUUCCACAUGGCAGUGGAAAGGCUCUUCGGGUGGCUGUGUUUGCCGAAGGAGCAGCUGCCGAUGAGGCUAGAGCUGCAGGAGCUGAUUUGGUCGGUGGUGAGGACCUAAUUGAAGGAAUUAAAAAUGGCAGUAUUAACACAAAAGACAUUGACAAGUGCAUCGCAAUGCCUCAAUUGAUGCCACGAAUAGGGAAAGAGAUAUCCAAAAAGCUCAACCGUUUGACACCAAAUGCAAGAGAUGGUUCUGUAACCACUGAUAUUUUAAGGGCGGUGAAAGAAGCAAAGAAAAACAUCACAUUUAAGAAAGACAAAUCCGCUAUUGUUCACGUUGGUCUCGGAAAGGUCAGUUUCACAGAAGAGGCUUUAUGUGAAAAUGUGGGCGCCUUUGUUAAUGCUCUUUUGCUUGCGAAGCCUGCAGGAUUAAAGAAAAGUUCCAAGUAUGCUGGAUACGUGACCACCUUCCAUAUCUGCAGCACGAUGGGCCCGUCUUUCCCUGUUUCAAUCCAAUCGUUGUCCAUAGCGGCUGAUCGUUACACCAAGUUGCAAAUGAGAUGACCACAAGCUCAAUGUUGUAUUCCCCGGCUCGUAUUUUGUUUUUUUCUGCGAUCAUAUCUGGCUUAAUUAUGGUAUGGUUGUAGAUGCCAUUUGUUUACUUUUCAUCUCUCAUGGCAGACUAAUAAAUUUUGUUUUAAAGAGUAGUACUUACCUUAAAUAAGUGUGAACAAGACAAAAGACGUGUAUAACUGAUGUUUUUAUUUACAUACGUAGAUGCCAGUUUGACCC
Helianthus annuus (common sunflower) is the source of this 1534-nucleotide messenger RNA. Its product is annotated as 50S ribosomal protein L1. The record is from RefSeq and is a predicted model, not a curated record. The coding region runs from base 65 to 1306 and encodes 413 amino acids. Lineage: Eukaryota; Viridiplantae; Streptophyta; Magnoliopsida; Asterales; Asteraceae. The transcript has 10 exons.